Molecule: messenger RNA, 1296 nt
Organism: Ustilago hordei
Lineage: Eukaryota; Fungi; Basidiomycota; Ustilaginomycetes; Ustilaginales; Ustilaginaceae
Exons: 1
Coding region: 1-1296 (431 amino acids)
Molecular function (GO): ubiquitin protein ligase activity; zinc ion binding
Source: RefSeq, a predicted model, not a curated record
AUGCCUAAAACAAAGUCUAAAACAAAGUCUAAAACUGACGACAAUCCCGGCUUCGAAAUCACGGAUGCAAAAGGGCCCAGCGUCCCGCCACCAAUUCGAGCCUCGACUCGUCAGGCCGUUCGUGGUAAGCUUCCACCAAUCCCGAAAGCUGCCUCGCCCUCGGGCACGAGCUCCAGCGCCGCGAAUGACAAGAACGAGACAACGCCCUCAACUAGGAAACGCAGGAGGUCAAUUGGCGGUGCCGGACCCUCCGAGGAACCUGACGAGCUCGAGCAGGGCCCGAGCCGCAAGUAUGCACGGUCUCCAUCUUCCUCCAGGUCCCCCGCCAAGAGCACGAAAGCAAAGAAACCCGCAGCCGAGAAGAAGGAAAGCAAAGCAAAGCCGAAGAAAAUCAGCAAGGCCGCAAUGGAGCGAGCCAAGUUGGACGAGGUUCGCAACGAUGAACACUUUGGAAAGCUCGAUUCUGAUACGAUCAAGCGUAUCGCUAAGGCGCACCUCGAGCGAAUGUAUCUUAUCCAUCGAUUCCGCAGAGACCAACAGACGCUUCAAGAGACAUUUGAUGUCAGCGGUUCCACGGGCAAUGUGUACAAGGUCACCGUAGCUCGUCAUGUCAACUGCAGCUGCAUGGACUUCAGCCUGCGCCGUAAGGUCUGCAAGCAUCUUCUCUUUGUCUACCUCAAAGUUUUGCGACUUCCUGGCAGCUUGCCCGUGUACAAGAGCAUCCGUCUGUCCGAGGACCAAGUGGCCCAGGUCUUCGCCAAAGCACUACAGAAUCCUAUCGCCGAGGCUAUGGCGAGACCCGAGCUUCGUAAAGCUUGGGAAACUGCUGUGGGCUACCAGCCUAGCCCGUCCGAUUCCACCUAUGAAGAACCAGCUGCUCCUCAGGGCAAGCGACUCAUCCCCACCGAAGGCGACGUCUGCGGUGUCUGCUACGAAGAUCUCGAACCGGGAAGCGUCGAAGGGCUCGAGUUCUGCCUCAAGUCGUGCGGACGACCGAUCCAUACCGAUUGUCUUCAGACUUGGUUCAACACCAGAGGAUACGAUCGGACCUGCAUUUGGUGUCGAGCAAAGUGGCACGAUUCGGAUAGGCAAGAUACACACGACACCAAUGGCUACGGCAUCGGUCUGGGUCAUCACGGAGCUGUCAUUGACAGAUCUACAGGUAGACAGCUCAAUCUUGCCGCCGCAAUCCAACCAGAACCAGCUCAAGCGGAUCCAGUCGAAGCAGCUCCCACCGAGGCAGCAGCACUUGUUGAAGCCGUUGCAGCCGAGGCCGACACUUCUGGCUGGGACUGA